UCUAGUGAAUCAGAUGAUAUAAUAACGGAAUUCUAACCUAACUUAACCUAAAAUACAAAAUUGUGUAUGAUUGAAAUUGUAAUGAAAGUGAUUUGUAUUUUUCCAAGUUCUUAGCUAUAAAAAAUGGCUACUGUGAAAUUCGGAAAGCACUUAAAAGAGUUGAGGAUCCUCCUCUGUCAAACGUCCAAAUCUAGUCAAGGCGUUAGAGACUUCAUCGAGCAACAAUAUGUACCAUUAAAGAAAAAUAAUCCAAGAUUUCCCGUUUUAAUCAGGGAGUGCUCGUCGAUUGAGCCGAAGCUGUAUGCACGUUACGAAUAUGGCAUAGAACGUUGCGUGCCUCUAUCAAAUCUGAAGUCCGAAGAGAUACUUGGAAGGGUUCAAGAAUUGGCAUCUCAAAAAUAGAUAUAUUUUAUUGUG
Trachymyrmex cornetzi is the source of this 417-nucleotide messenger RNA. RefSeq names its product NADH dehydrogenase (ubiquinone) B8 subunit (gene ND-B8). The record is from RefSeq and is a predicted model, not a curated record. NCBI's taxonomy places the organism in Eukaryota, Metazoa, Arthropoda, Insecta, Hymenoptera, Formicidae. The transcript is spliced from 3 exons. Gene Ontology annotation, cellular component: respiratory chain complex I. Bases 124 to 402 code for a protein of 92 amino acids.